Glycine soja is the source of this 677-nucleotide messenger RNA. RefSeq lists its product as uncharacterized. Lineage: Eukaryota; Viridiplantae; Streptophyta; Magnoliopsida; Fabales; Fabaceae. The transcript has a single exon. The record is from RefSeq and is a predicted model, not a curated record. Bases 123 to 395 code for a protein of 90 amino acids.
AAAAGCACUUUAGCUUAAAGCUCAAACAUCCUUGUAAAAACUAGAAGGGGUUGGGAGUGACAUAUAUAUAUAUAUAUAUAUAUAUAUAUAUAUAUAUAUAUAUAUAUAUAUCAAUCAAAAUUAUGAGUGUCAGAGAAGAGGCAAUGGGAAACAAGAGGUCCUUUUCUGAUCACCCCUUUUUCGGGGUAUUGAAGGCGUGUUUCUCAGGUGGAAGCAGGUGUGAUUAUGAGUAUUUGGAAGGUGGUAGUGGCAGUAGUGGGAGAAGGAUGUUUGCAAGUGAUGAAGACAGAAAACAUUGGGUUGCUGAGCCUGGCAUUGACAGAAAAGCCUCUGAUUUCAUUACUAAAUACUACGCCAAGAGAGUCACUGACUCUCAGCACCAAUUUGCAUCUUGAAAUUGCACUUCUUCGUUAAUUGCUUACCCUUUUUGCAUGUAGCUCUCUCUUUUUAGAGUCUCCCCCUCUCCCUCUCUCUCUCUAUGUGUCUCAUGUAAGAGAUAUGCUAUUGAACUCUUUGUACUCUUGUGUUUGAGUCAUUGUGCCUCUUUUUAUAUGGCUUUUUCAACAAUCGAUGUAAGUAGAAUUGACGACGUAAAAUAUAUUUCAUGUAGUAGUGAUGACUUAAUGCCUUUGAUUUCUCAUAAUAAGAUUUGAAACAUGAGAAUUUUACUUUUUAUU